AUGUAUUAUUUAGGAAAUAUUAAGCCAAAUAUUGUAAUCUUUGUUUCGGAUGACUUGGGCCGGUAUGACAUAGGAUAUCACGGUUCCCGACACUUGAUGACACCCAAUAUCGACUCAUUAGCUGCCGAUGCCGUAGUUUUGGACAGGUAUUACACACAACCGCUGUGCAGUCCAAGUCGCGGAGCUUUACUUACAGGCAUACAUCCCAUACAUAGCGGGACUCAACAUUUUGUCCUUAUGAGUGGUUCUCCAUGGGGUUUACCAUUGAAAUACAAAUUACUUCCUCAAUAUUUAAAAGACAUGGGAUAUAACACUCAAGCUAUAGGUAAAUGGCAUUUGGGUUUCUUUAGCAAAGAUUAUUUACCGACAAGUCGUGGCUUCGAUGACCAUACGGGCAAUUGGGGUGGUUUUGAGGACUAUUAUAAUCAUUGGAUGAAAGAAAGGGGUUUCCAAGGACUUGAUUUCAGGCAUAACUUGGAUGUAAUUCGUGAUUCAGACGGUAUCUAUUCAACAGAUUAUUUUACUGACAAAGCCAUUGAACUGAUAAGCGAUAACAACAAUACUCGACCAUUAUUUCUAUAUAUGGCCUAUCAAGCCAUGCAUUCAGCUAACAGUCCCUUUGAACUACAGGCGCCCAAUGAGUUGGUCAAAAAGUUUAGUUUUAUUAAAGACGAGAAAAGACGUUUAUUUGCUGCCACUUUAUACUCAAUGGAUCAAUCAAUUGGUAGAAUUGUAGAGCAAUUGUAUUACAAGAAUAUCUUAAAUAACACAAUCAUAUUGUUUGUCAGUGAUAAUGGAGGCGCCAUCAGUGGGUUUAUGGAAAACUAUGGUUCAAAUUAUCCAUUGAGAGGCACCAAAGGCACACUUUGGGAGGGAGGGGUAAGAGUACCGGCAUUUAUAUGGAGUCCAUUGUUGAAAAAUUCUGGUUAUAUAUCCGAUUCAUACAUACAAGUGUUUGAUUGGUUGCCGACAAUAUUAGAAGCUAUUGAUCCAAAAGUUUAUGACCAAAAUCGGCACAAAUUCGAUGGCAUUUCUCAGUGGAAGACAUUAAAUACAAAGAAGUGUCAAAAUAAAAAUCAGUUACUAUUGAAUAUCGAUCCCAUUUGGAAUAUGUCAUCCAUUAUUAUCAAUCAAUGGAAACUAAUCCAGGGAUCGGUACCUAAAGAUAUGUCACCCGAAUCUGAUUUAUGGUCACAAAGUUUCGAUGAAGACAAUGAUUUCAAAGUUGAUUUACAACGAAACCAGUCUGUUGUGUAUAAAGUAUUGCAACAAAUGAAUCAUCCGUGUGAGUUAAACAAUGUGGCCAAAAGUUUUCCACAAAUUGUCACUCAAUUGUGGCAAAGUAUACAACAAUACAAUCGUACAGCUGUUCCGCCAUUAAACAAACCAAUUGAUUCAAAUGCUAACCCUAUUUAUCAUAAUAAUACAUGGGAUGUAUGGUAUGGGGAUUGA
Molecule: messenger RNA, 1452 nt
Organism: Oppia nitens
Lineage: Eukaryota; Metazoa; Arthropoda; Arachnida; Sarcoptiformes; Oppiidae
Product: arylsulfatase J-like
Exons: 5
Coding region: 1-1452 (483 amino acids)
Source: RefSeq, a predicted model, not a curated record